This is a messenger RNA of Aspergillus homomorphus CBS 101889, 1051 nucleotides long. Its product is annotated as geranylgeranyl pyrophosphate synthase spyE. The record is from RefSeq and is a predicted model, not a curated record. The transcript is spliced from 4 exons. NCBI's taxonomy places the organism in Eukaryota, Fungi, Ascomycota, Eurotiomycetes, Eurotiales, Aspergillaceae. The coding region runs from base 23 to 988 and encodes 321 amino acids. Gene Ontology annotation, biological process: isoprenoid biosynthetic process. Gene Ontology annotation, molecular function: prenyltransferase activity.
CCGCUCCAAUCUGACCCUCAGAAUGGCGUCCAGUAACGCUAUGAUGCCUCUAGUCACGGCUGUGGAGGGUGAGACUAAGCCGAAUACAAAACCGACCCCCGACCAGAUCAUAGCAGCCCCGAUCGACUACCUCUUGUCUCUACCCGGAAAAGACCUCCGCGGCCGUCUGAUCGCCGCUUUCGACGAGUGGCUGCACGUCCCACCAGACAAACUCGAUCUGAUCCGACGAGUGAUCGAGCUCCUACACACUGCCUCACUCUUAAUUGAUGACAUUCAGGACUCCUCCAAUCUCCGGCGGGGUCAACCGGUCGCUCAUAGUAUCUUUGGAAUCGCGUCGACCAUCAAUUCAGCAAACUAUGCAUAUUUCGAAGCCCAGCAUGAGCUGCAUAAGCUGAAUGACCCCCGCGCAAUUCAAAUCUUCACGGAGGAGCUUCUCCGGCUGCACCGCGGGCAGGGGAUGGAUCUGUACUGGCGGGACUCCCUUACAUGCCCGUCCGAAGAGGAAUAUUUCGACAUGGUAGCGGAUAAAACGGGCGGUCUGUUUCGGCUCGCAAUCAAGCUGAUGCAGUGCUCGAGCACCAGCACCUACGACUAUGUCCCUUUGGUAAACCUGAUGGGAAUCAUCUUUCAGAUUCGAGAUGACUACCAGAAUCUGCAGAGUGGGACGUACAUUUGCAAUAAGGGAUUUGGGGAGGAUUUGACGGAGGGCAAGUUCUCAUUUCCUAUAAUCCAUGCAAUCCGUCAUGGUGCACAGAGGCUACAGCUCCUCAGCAUCCUGAAACAGAAGACGGAAGACGUGACAGUCAAACGAUACGCCAUAGGUGUUAUGGAAGCUGCAGGGAGUUUUGAUUACUGCCGCGUCAAGAUUGCAGAACUGGCCGCAGAAGCAAGGUUGAUGCUCCAAGAAAUUGCGGGCUCUACGACCGGGAAGGACACUUCAGGCGGCAAGGGUGUCGCCGAGUUCUUGGAUGUGCUGGAGAUAAAAUAGGACAGUUCGGUUUCUCAUUGUGUAGCUUGCUCGGAUAGUCCAUAAGAUAUGAUCAAACGCAGG